Molecule: messenger RNA, 1611 nt
Organism: Colletotrichum destructivum
Lineage: Eukaryota; Fungi; Ascomycota; Sordariomycetes; Glomerellales; Glomerellaceae
Product: Putative carboxylesterase, type B, carboxylesterase type B, carboxylesterase type B, active
Exons: 3
Coding region: 1-1611 (536 amino acids)
Molecular function (GO): serine hydrolase activity
Source: RefSeq, a predicted model, not a curated record
AUGGGAAAUACUAUAUCGUACCAGGAAACGCCGGUUGAGGUCAGUCUGGGCGACCGAGGCACGAUCCGCGGCCUCCAGUUCGACAACAAGUCCCGUCGCUUUACCGGUGUCCCUUAUGCCCUGCCACCGACCGGCAAACACAGAUGGCGCAAGCCGCGUACUCUGCCCGCAUCAUACGCCUAUUCCGACGCCGACGGGGGCGUCUACGACGCGACAAGGUUCCGGGCAGUCUGCCCCCAGAAGGCCUGGAGCGUCGUGAAGCCCGACGGUGGACAGAACACGUAUAGCGAGGACUGUUUGUUCGUCAACAUCUGGACCCCGGUGCCCAAGGACGGCCAGGAGGACGCGAAGUGGCCGGUCAAGCUCUGGAUCCACGGCGGCUGGUUCCAGAUCGGCGACCCCUCGCACGAGCCGGGGAUGGACGCGACCGAGCUCAUCUCCACGGGCGGGCUCAACGCCGUUGUCGUGGCCAUCGGCUACCGUCUGAACGUGUUCGGCUUCCUCGCCGGAGAGGCUCUCCUGGACGAGAGCAACGGCGAGGCGGGCGGCAACUUCGGCCUGUGGGAUCAGCGCGUGGCCGCGGAAUGGGUGAGGGAUAACAUCGCCCACUUCGGAGGGGAUCCGCUCAACAUCACCCUCGCCGGCCGGAGCGCCGGUGCAUACAGCGCCGAGGCCCAGAUGCUGUACGAUUUCCGCAAACCCGGCGACGGUGGCUCGCUGUAUCGCCGGGUCUUCAUGGACUCGAACGCGAUCCCCGCGCAGCCAAAGUCUCUCGCCGACGUCCGCGGCCAGUUCGACGAGCUGUGCACGUUUUUCAAAAUCGACACGGGGCUUCCAAGCGAUCAAAAGCUGGCCAUCCUCCGAGAAAAGAGCGCGGAGGAGCUCCUGCAAGCGAUCCCUCAGCUGGAAAACCACACUUUCCGGCCAGUGACCGACGACAUUUUUAUCCACUCUGGCAUGAUUGGGUACCUGCAGAGCAAAGAGUUUGCGGACGAGUUCAAGAAGAGGGGAUACAAGAUCCUCAUCGGCGAGGUCCUCAAUGAGGAGACUCUCUACUCUUCCUACAACCCCCCAACCGAGCCAACCCUCGAAGCUCUUCGGCUGCAGAUCUCCAACUAUUACGCCCCGGAUGUCACUGACCGAGCCAUUCAGCAAUACAAGCUCCCAGAGUCGGACAAGCUGAGCGACUGGCAAAAGACAUUUGGCUCGAUAGUUGCCGAUGGGCAGGUGCGCGCGCCGUCUAGGGCCCUCGUGAAGGCGCUGGUGGACAACGGUGUCGACAUACGAGACGCUUGGCGAUAUCAGAUUGCUUACCGACUCUCCUUCAUUGACGAAAAAGUUGCCCCGGCAUCUUUUGGGGUGGCACAUUCCAUGGACAGGCCCAUUUGGAACUUCGCCAUUACUCAUGGACCAACCGCGGCCGAAAGGGUUUUGAUGGAAGAGUGGAUUGAGACUCUGGUGGCUUUCGUAAACGGCAGCGAUACCUACGAGCACGGAACGAAGACUGUGGAGGAGAUGAAGGUCAUGACUCCGGAGGGAACGAUCGAGAUUCGCCCGGACAACCGGUGGGAUGAACUUGUGAGCCUGGGCAAGAUAUUUGCUGGCAACUAG